CACUCUCAUUCUCUCCCAAAUUAAAUUUCUCACACACAGCACAGCACAGCAAUAAUAUUACAUCACAUUUCCCCCAAUUCCGUUCAAUUUCCGUCAUGUCCCCGGCGGAGCCACCGUCCACCACCACCACCGCCGCCUCACCGCUCGAUAAACCGCUCCACCAGCUCACCGAAGACGACAUUUCGCAGCUCACUCGCGAAGAUUGCCGCCGUUUCCUCAAGCAAAAAGGUUGUUCCGUAGGGAUGCGACGGCCGUCGUGGAACAAAUCUCAGGCGAUCCAGCAGGUUAUUAUGCUCAAAGCGCUGCUGGAACCGUCGCCGGACUCCGAUGACGGUGGCCGGAAACUCUACAUUGCGUCUCGGAACCAGAAAUCUCCGGCCGCUCCUGUCCAGAAAGGAACAAGUGCGGAAACGGAGAUCUCUGUUUCAGCGGAGGAAUCGGUACCAGGUCAUCGGAAUGAUACAGAGAAGUGUGAUGCUUUGGGGGAUAAUGAUUCUGCUCCUCCGCCUCCUACUCGGAUUAGUGGCGGGUCAGAAGAGACAAAAGGGCAAAUGACGAUAUUUUAUAGUGGGAAAGUGAAUGUAUAUGAUGAUGUCCCAGCUGAUAAGGCACAGGCACUAUUCCAGCUUGCUGCAAGCCCGCUCCAGUUUCCUUUAGAAUAUCCAUAUGACGGAAACAUGUUGCAAGCUCCAAGCAUCAAUGUGGGCCCCGUGGUUUCGCCAGUUUUGCAAACAGUGAGAGUGACAGACAACUAUCGAUUGCACAAAGAAGAAGGUAGCGUAUUGCGUGAAGAUAAUUCUGCCGAAGGUUCAGCAAGCAGAAAAGCAUCAGUUCAGAGAUAUCUUGAGAAGAAAAGGUGAAGGUUUAAGAGCAAGAGGAAAGCAGGAGCUACCUUUGAUGUUUACGCUAACCAUCAGAUCGGAAACCAUAACCUAAACGAGCAGUCCCCACCUCUUGUCAGACCACCAAACACCCCUAACCGCUUUAGCUAAAUUUAAGUCAUCUAUUCAAGUCUUCCAGUCUCUUUCCCAUCCUUGCUGACAAAAGGUAUGCCCGUUCCUUUGAAGAUGACGAAGGAUGUCAAAAACUUUAAGAAUACAUAUGGUAGGCCUCGGUUGCAGUUCCCUAGUUAAGUAGAGUGGUGUAUUCUUAGUUUGAUUGUUUUAGGAUGUUAGGCUUUCUGAGGUUGUUGCUUCCUUUUGUAGUCUUGUCUUGUACCUUUUGUUCAUCCGCAUUCGGCAAUAGUUUUGUAAAAUGGUUUACGGAAUUGUGAGUAAGAGAGUUCUCCGAAUGGUGCAACCGUUUGUCGGAAUAA
Molecule: messenger RNA, 1315 nt
Organism: Helianthus annuus (common sunflower)
Lineage: Eukaryota; Viridiplantae; Streptophyta; Magnoliopsida; Asterales; Asteraceae
Product: protein TIFY 4B
Exons: 9
Coding region: 96-860 (254 amino acids)
Biological process (GO): response to wounding; regulation of defense response; regulation of jasmonic acid mediated signaling pathway
Cellular component (GO): nucleus
Source: RefSeq, a predicted model, not a curated record